Sabethes cyaneus is the source of this 928-nucleotide messenger RNA. RefSeq lists its product as uncharacterized. The transcript has 2 exons. The coding region runs from base 145 to 846 and encodes 233 amino acids. NCBI's taxonomy places the organism in Eukaryota, Metazoa, Arthropoda, Insecta, Diptera, Culicidae. The record is from RefSeq and is a predicted model, not a curated record. Gene Ontology annotation, cellular component: transcription regulator complex; nucleus. Gene Ontology annotation, molecular function: DNA binding. Gene Ontology annotation, biological process: regulation of transcription by RNA polymerase II.
GACGGAUUGGACAACGCAAACGGAUCGCAAACCGUACGGUCAUAUAGUGGAUGAGAGCGUUGAGCUGCGGCACCAUACGCGCGCUAAACAAUCCGGAAACCAUUUCUCGUGUACACGUGCGCGUAUUUAUUUCUGUUGGCCAAAAUGCCAAUUGACUCCGAACGUGUAAUUGCACUUGUGUUCGAGCGAAAACCAAUAUGGGACAAAAGGCUGCGACAGCACAACAACAGACCGCUGGUGGACAAACUUUGGCGACAGAUUGCACACCAAAUGGGUCUGGGCCUCUCGAACGUAGAUGGCAUUAAAAAGCGAUGGAGAUCGCUUCGCGAUCACUUUCUCAAGGAGUUGAAAAAGGUGCCACCAGGAAAAUUGGAAGAACAUGAGCGGUACACUGCUUGGCAGCAUUUCGAAAGAAUGCUCUUUGUGAAGGAUAUGAUGAAACCGAAAAGGCCCCUUCAGAAGGUGGAAAGCAAGGAUUUCGAACCUAAGGAAACAGAUGAUUCCAUCAGCAAUCCAAUCGAGAUGGUGGAAAUGGAUGCGCUUGAGUUUGAUGAUUUGGAGAAAAAUAUGAAUGAGUUAAAAACUGGAAAUGAUCAAAAGUUUGUCGUUCAGCAACAGACGUCAUCGUCGAACGAUGAUGUUGGAGAAGUGCUGAAAGGAAUGGAACACCGUGAAGCCGCUCCGUGUGAAGAGGAUGAUGAUGUUUUGUACUUUAAAAGCUUGCUACCGUAUGUUCGCAAGCUGAAACCAAAUAAAAAAAUGCGUUUUCGGAUUGAAGUACAACAUCUCGUCCUUGAACACGUGUAUCAAGAGAGGGCAGUAUCAAACGGUUCCGAUGUGACGUAGGUAGCGUUUAAUGAACGUUAAAAUAAUCACUCAUAUGGUAAGUAAAGUAAAAUAAAUUUCCUUGGCGAUUUAUUGAAUAAAC